Molecule: messenger RNA, 1553 nt
Organism: Trichechus manatus latirostris (Florida manatee)
Lineage: Eukaryota; Metazoa; Chordata; Mammalia; Sirenia; Trichechidae
Gene: UBTD1
Product: ubiquitin domain containing 1
Exons: 3
Coding region: 327-1010 (227 amino acids)
Molecular function (GO): protein binding
Source: RefSeq, a predicted model, not a curated record
GAGCCCGGAGUAGCUGCUGCGGUGCCCGCCCCCUUUCUUCGCCACUCCAGCGGAGCUGGUCUCCGGCCGGGCUCCGUCGCGGGCCUCCCUGGCCCGGCCACCUGAGACUGUGCUGGGGAGUCGGCCACUUCCCUCUCUCCCCUCGCCCGCAAAGUUUGUGGCGAAGCCGGCGCCGGGGCAGAGCGCGCCGCCAGAGGGAGACCGGGGAGCGUCCGAUGCCGGGCGGCGGGAGCCGUUGACCCGGGACGCCGCCGUCCGGGGCCGGAGCGCUGAGCAGCCGCCCACCCCGCCGCCUCCGGUGCAUGGGGCCUGGCUGAGGAGCCAGCAUGGGCAACUGCGUGGGGAGACAGCGCCAGGAGAGGCCGGCUGCCCCGGGACACCCCCGUAAGCGAGCAGGACGCAACGAGCCCCUGAAGAAGGAGCGGCUGAAGUGGAAGAGCGACUACCCCAUGACCGAUGGGCAGCUGCGGAGCAAACGGGAUGAAUUCUGGGACACGGCCCCUGCCUUCGAGGGCCGCAAGGAGAUCUGGGAUGCCCUCAAGGCCGCUGCCUACGCAGCUGAGGCCAAUGACCACGAGCUGGCACAGGCCAUCUUGGACGGAGCCAGCAUCACCCUGCCUCAUGGCACCCUCUGUGAAUGCUACGAUGAGCUGGGCAAUCGCUAUCAGCUGCCCAUCUAUUGCCUAUCACCACCCGUGAACCUGCUGCUGGAGCACACGGAGGAGGAGAGUGUGGAGCCCCCCGAGCCUGCUCCCAGCGUGCGCCGCGAGUUCCCACUCAAGGUGCGCCUCUCCACAGGCAAGGACGUGAGGCUUAGCGCCAGCCUACCCGACACAGUGGGCCAGCUGAAGAGGCAGCUGCACGCCCAGGAGGGCAUCGAGCCGUCCUGGCAGCGAUGGUUCUUCUCCGGGAAGCUGCUCACAGACCGCACGCGGCUCCAGGAAACCAAGAUCCAGAAAGAUUUUGUCAUCCAGGUCAUCAUCAACCAGCCCCCGCCGCCCCAGGAUUGAUGGGCCCACGAACCCCUGGGAAGAGAGGCCGAGGAGGGCCUCCGCGGGGUUGACAGGCCUCCCGCCUGGAGCACUAGGCCCCCCACCCAGCUGCUGCCUUCAAGUGGUGUUAUUUUCUUGGGGGGUGCCUCCCCACCGGAUGGCUGCUGGGCGAGCCAAGAAGUAACCCUGCCUCCCAGGGGCAUGUGGGCCACCAGUGCCCAGCACUCAGAAGCAGUGCUGCCACACACAGGCCUUGCCAACCUUGUCAGAGAAUAGGCGAACUGGGGCCCUCCACCCUGCCCCUCUCCCAAAGCAGGUUCGAGCCAUGAGGGUCGGCCUGGAGGCCCCCAGAGCCCAGACCUGUCAUCUGGUGCUGCCAGCUGUGCUCACUCCAGUUUUCUGCUCAGGGUCUGAAGCAGCUGCUGUCUCCUGCCCCUGCCCCCACCCCCGGACUCUGCCCUGGGCGCAGCGCCAAUCCCCUGGAGGGGAGGGGACCACAGUGGGUCCCAGGGUGCGGAGAGUCUGAGGCGGGCCUCUGCCUCUCCCUGCCCCCAGCACAAU